GGCAGUCCGGGGUUGAGGCCGGUGCGCCCCUGGCAACGAGGCCGCACUGCAGAAGGGGCGGGAUCGCGCGCCUCCCCUUUAAGGAGGUUGUGGGAUGAAGUCACCGCUGCGCUGCCACCUUCGGGGAUCGGUGUUGCUCAGUUAUCCGAUCGAGAGCAGACCGAGGAAGAGGAGGCGCGCGCCGCGGCACUUGUUUUCGGGGGCUCCGGAGAUCUCCCCUGCCUUCCCCAAGGCGGCGACAGCGUUUUCUGAGUCUUAUCGACGACCUUCUCGCCCGUGCCGAGGCGCAGUGGUCUCGGUAUUGUCCGGUUCCCGGCCGCGAUGCCUUCGGACCGGCCUUUCAAGCAGCGGCGGAGCUUUUGUCAUUAUUGAGAGAUACAAAGGGGAGAAGCAGCUACCUGUUUUGGAUAAGACCAAAUUUCUAGUUCCUGAUCAUGUCAAUAUGAGUGAAUUGGUAAAAAUAAUACGGCGCCGACUACAACUGAAUCCAACCCAGGCUUUCUUCCUAUUGGUAAACCAGCACAGCAUGGUGAGCGUUUCUACCCCAAUCUCUGAGAUCUAUGAGCAAGAGAAGGAUGAAGAUGGCUUCCUCUACAUGGUCUAUGCUUCACAGGAAACCUUUGGAUAUUGAAGGUCACCACCAGAGGACUAAUUCCAAACUGUCGCAGCAACAUCUCUGCCUCCUCACUGCAGCCCACCUUGGCACACCCUGUGCAGAGAGCAGCUUUUGGUCCAGGAGCAGCCUGGAAGCGACCGUGUUCCUCCAAUUUCGUAGCGCAUCAGACCAAGAUAAUUCAGUGUGUAGGUGUGUGAGAGACCCAUAAUUCUCUGUUUGCAUUGCCUCUUUGUCUUUUAUGAUUGCUAUACAUUGUCUCCCAUCUUGUUCACGCAGGUGUGUUUGCUCUCUCCUUUCAUAUUAUGUCUUCUUUCUUACUCCAAUGCCAAAUUGAUGGAACCCCUGGCAGUCUGGCAAAUAAACUGUUUUCCUCACUUUUUAAAGCAGGGGAUGUAUUUGUUCUGCUAUUAAAGGGCAGAAAAUUAAAACAUAAAUAAAUUACUAUAACUUUUAUUGGGGUUUUAUUGGAGUUUUCAGUUAUUGAUUCUUGGUGCUACACAAUAAAUGUAGGCAUCUUUUCCAGUAUUUUUCAAAAUAUAUAUAUAUAUUUUAAGUUUAUUAUCUUUAAGCACGAGGGGGAUUAUAAUUUGCUUGUAUGAUGUAGCCUUUAAAAAAAUAUUAUGCUUUUUUGCACUUUAAAAUGUUGUAAAAGUGAGAAUGAAAGUAGCUUAAUUUCACAAAGGUGUCGUAUUCUGUGCUGUUUCUGACAAUGUUUCUCUUUGCCUUUUAUAAGGUUUAUUUUUCAAACGCCAGUCUUUUUUCCCCUUUUUUGCUUUUAAUGCAUGCAUUGGUUUUUUUUUCUAUUUUUAAUCCCAUUGUGGCAAACAGGCCAUAUGGUUCAAGGAAUGUACUGAUUUAUAUUGCUAUUCAACCUGGUUAUUUUAUUAAAAAAGACUAUGAUACCAAAAAGUGUGUAUGACAGAGGAAAAAGAUCUGCCCAGUUAAAACUAUAUAAUCAGCUAUAUAAAUAAAGAUAAAUUAAAAUUC
Molecule: messenger RNA, 1603 nt
Organism: Thamnophis elegans (Western terrestrial garter snake)
Lineage: Eukaryota; Metazoa; Chordata; Lepidosauria; Squamata; Natricidae
Gene: MAP1LC3A
Product: microtubule associated protein 1 light chain 3 alpha
Exons: 3
Coding region: 95-631 (178 amino acids)
Biological process (GO): autophagy of mitochondrion; autophagosome assembly; cellular response to nitrogen starvation
Cellular component (GO): autophagosome membrane; cytosol; autophagosome
Molecular function (GO): ubiquitin protein ligase binding
Source: RefSeq, a predicted model, not a curated record